Molecule: messenger RNA, 871 nt
Organism: Puccinia graminis f. sp. tritici CRL 75-36-700-3
Lineage: Eukaryota; Fungi; Basidiomycota; Pucciniomycetes; Pucciniales; Pucciniaceae
Exons: 4
Coding region: 242-871 (209 amino acids)
Source: RefSeq, a predicted model, not a curated record
CCAUUUCAUGGGCCAAGCCGUUAUGGACAAGGUCGUCUUUCCUUAUAUCACGAUCUUGAUCCACAGGCCUUUCAUAAUGGCAUACCGAACAACCCGAACAGAAAUAGAAUCAACAAUUCUGCUCACUUAGGUACAAGGUUACUGGAACGAAUACGUCGUCGAUUUUCCAACUGUAUUCCUGGUAGCCGACGAAUUUCUGGAAGAGGCCAACAGCAAGGACACGGAUCGAAUUACCAAUACCAUGCUAUUAGGUUAUAUGCCCAGACAUGAGUAUCUGUCUCCCCCGAAAGAACGACAUACAACCCCACUAAGCCAAAUCUCCAAUGCGCUAGGUGCCGCCACAGUUGAUCAGCCUGGAGGAAGUGGAAUCGAUACUUCUCAGAGUCGACUCGAAGGUAUUCCAGCUGAGCUUAGAGGAACGAGCAACACUCUAAAUCUUCAGGCGCAGCAAACUAAUGGAUGCAGCCCCAAGGAUCAGGACAGUCUAUUUCGGCCCAAAAGACACCACAUAGUUCCACUGAAUCAAGUCAUCAAAAUUCUAGGCGUCUCUGAAACUGACCAGCAAGGUGUAAGUUCACUUGGCACGGUUUCGAAUUGGAGCCAGGGUUCUCUUUCUGGGGUUGGGAGAAUAAGCGACAGUUUGAAUGUUAACGACAAACGAAUUGGAGAUGCCGGUCACGACACCGAUCGCAUUUUGGAUAUCCUAUUAGGGGAACCAGAAGACUGUACUUGCAUGGCCUGUCUAGAAGAACUUCAGGGUCCUCGACGAGACGCCAACAAUCAGUUGAUCAUCGAUUCCUUUGAUCAGGUUCUUCUGAUCGAGGGAUGCGGGCAUUACUUCCAUCUAGAAAAAUGUCUUGAAGGCUCAUAG